Molecule: messenger RNA, 6267 nt
Organism: Pseudomyrmex gracilis
Lineage: Eukaryota; Metazoa; Arthropoda; Insecta; Hymenoptera; Formicidae
Gene: Bap170
Product: AT-rich interactive domain-containing protein 2
Exons: 17
Coding region: 180-5804 (1874 amino acids)
Biological process (GO): regulation of DNA-templated transcription
Cellular component (GO): SWI/SNF superfamily-type complex
Molecular function (GO): DNA binding
Source: RefSeq, a predicted model, not a curated record
CGCACGCCGUGAGAGCAACAGCAACAGAAGGACGCUCUUCGCGUAAAUGUGCCCCCGUGCGCGCCCAUGUGCUGCACCUCCUUCUACUUGUCUGUCCGCCGCUGCCCCUGCGUGCCCUGUAAACCCAGAGCACAACACCACCCCGACUAGCACGCCCGCGCGCACUCGCACCCGCGAACAUGGCCAAGAUCCUCAACAAGGACCCCGUGACGUACGAGAAGGAGCGGGAGAACUUCCUCAAGGAUCUCCGACACUUCCACGAGACUCGAGGGACUCUCUUCAAGAAAUUUCCGAAGAUCAACGGGAAGGAUAUAGAUCUGUAUUUGCUGUAUGUGGUCGUGACCGCUCAUGGAGGAUGGAUUAAAGUGAAUACGAGAAAUGAGUGGGCGUCGUUGUGUGAACAAUUCCAUCUACCCGGCGGUUGCAUCAACAGCGGGGUCGGUCUCAAGCAAAUUUAUCUCCGGUAUCUGGACAGGUACGAAAAGGUUCACUUCCUAGGCGAGGACGGUCAACAGGCCGACGACGAUGACGAGGACUCCAGACACAGAAAGUGGUCGGCCAGAGCGCUGCAUUCGGUUCCUCUUACCUAUAACCAUUCUCAGCACAACAUUGCAGAGUCACUGCGCGAUUACAACGGACUCUCGUCGAACCUCUACAAGCCCUCGAACUACGACAAGCUCGCGCUGUCGCUCCUAUCGCCGCUGCCGAACGAGCAGGACUUCGCCAUCAACGUCUGCACCCUCCUGUCGAACGAAGGCAAACACACCCUGCGACUGGACAAGUAUCCCCGGCUGGUGAACAUCCUGCUGGCGCACGCCGGUGUCUUCGAUUCGCCCGGCACGCGGCAUCUAUUCAUCGAGGUUUACUCGCGCGUACGCAACUACUCGAUCAAUUCCUUCUGGUCGGACGUGCUCGACUCGCAGGACGUGAUAGACCUCACGAACGAGAGGACUUUUAUGAAGAAACCGCCAUCGAGUCUGUCGACGUUCUCCAGGCGGAAGACUCUGGAGAAGGAGAAGCAGAACAAGCUGGACGGUGUCUCGUCGACGGAGAGCGACGAACUCACGGCGCCGAUUGACGUUGAAGUGGCGCUUCCGGAUUGUUCGCGAUUGGAUCACCUAUCGUCGCAUUCGGACGAGAGCUUGAGAGAUCAAAAUCAGAACUCGAUCAAGUUCGAGGACGAGGACAAGGAUCUGUUUUGCGUCGGGCGAACGUUGGGCACGCAGGAUCCUUACGGACAGCGCGUGUUGCAAAUCGCGUCGAUCCUGCGAAAUCUGAGCUUCACCCCGGAAAACGCGACGGUGCUAGGCAGGAAUCGUUGCUUCCUGCGAUUCGUGUUGCUGUGUGUGAGAGCGAGGUGGAGCAAUUUGCAUCAACUCGGUUUCGACAUACUGGGAAACAUAGCGAGCGAAAUCGUGUUGAAAGAGGCCGGCGAGAGGAUAACGGACGUCGUGCUGUCGUGCGUGGCCAGAGGUAUCGAGUCCCAGGACAGGUUUAUUGUCAUAUCCUGUCUGGAGGUGCUCAACAAGAUCAGUCAGCAGGACAGCAACGAGGAGAUUAUCACGUUCGGUCUGGCGGACGAUGUGUACGAACUUAUAUGCAGAUUUUUGGCCCUGAGUGACAUAGCUUUGCUGGUGUACACUCUGGAAUGUUUGUAUGCGUUAACGUCACUUGGCGAGAGACCGUGCACGAGCGUCGCGCGAGUACGCGGUGCCAUUGACACGCUGGUCGCCCUCGUCACUGUGGAAGCGCAAAGUUACGGUCCCAAGGCCUGCAUUCUCAUGCGCGUUGUCGAAACGGUAUCGACGGUAGCGGCGCAGCAAAACACCGCGGGCCAGAGCACCGCUCCCGCAACACCCGCAACGCCGACCGCUACUACUACCACAACGGCCACGUCCGUGUCCACUCCGUCUACUCCGGCAACAAUCACCGCGACACCGGCACCCGCCAGUCCAGCAUCUUCCCGACCCACAACUCCAGCCGCGACCUCGACCAAAUCGGCAUCGCACAAAGCAGUGGACACGACCAACACACAGCACACGCAUCAGCAAAUUAUUCAAGAAAACGAACAGUUCGCUCUUGGCUGGGUGAAAGCGACUUUCGAGCUGGCACCCGGAACGCGCAUUGAACAAGAAGAAUUGUACAAAAAGUAUCUUGGCUGUUGCACAAAGAUCGGCAGACGAGGUGUCAUUGCGCCACUACAUUUUCCGAGAUGCGUCAGAUCCGUAUUCGGCAGUAUCGUGGGUCCGAAUCCGUUGAAGGGUGACAAUAGCGGUACCCAGUAUUAUGAAGGCAUUCGAGUACGGGCUACCCCUGCGCCGAUCACUUAUCCGAGCCAAACCACCACAGCGGUCGGCACCAAUACACCACCGAUCCCGGCAAUCAACACCACGCCAGCUAAGGUGCUGCUUCCCGUUCAACAGCGUACAAUCAAGAAUUUAAGUCCCGCACCCGAUAGCACGGCCGUCUCCCAGGUUGAUAGUCCCGCCGCGUCGUCCGGGACGCAAACGACUCCCACCGCUCCCGCGUCCCCCAUCCUAAAGGCCCAGUUGUCCGCUCCACCGAAACCCUCGUCUAGCAACACCUCAAGCCAGUCCCAAACUCUAGUGACCAAGGUUGAUUCUAAGAGUCAGGUAUCAGUAUCGCAUCCGCACCUGAGCCAAGCGUUGCUGGCGAGCGGCUCGCAAAUGCCGCAACCCCAGCAACCGCAGCUACAGCCGCAGCAACAGUCGCAAAGCGUCCAGGUAGUCGCUAAGGAAGACAGUCGAAGCGGCACUACGUCGAGUUCCAUAAUAAAAAGCCUAUUGGCUACUAAGGUAACAGUCAGCAGCGACUGCAUGCCCAGUGCUGCUGCGACUUGUGUGUCUACCCCUACUGCCUGCGUAACAAACACUACUGCUAGCAUCGCAUCCAGCAUCAGUGCCAACCAGCUAAUAACCAGCAACCAGGUUGCCCAACGGCAACAGCAACAGAGGUUACUGCAGCAGCAGAUGACGAGUAUAGCGCAGCCUGCCGCACCCGCGGCCACUCCAGCCACUUUAAUCCCGAAAACACCCGUCAACGCCAAGCAGAAACCAGCGAUCACUCCCAUUCCUGCCAAAAAGAUACAGAGGCUCAACGGAGCCAAGUUUCUUAUGACUAAUAACUGUGAGAAGACUGAAGUAAACGAUAACGACAACGCAAACCAAAUUGUCACGUCCACUACUACCGUGAUGAUGAACUCGACUGAAAAUCACAUAUCCUCCUCACCGGCGAAGAUCUGUCGUCCGCCAUUAACGACGAUGGUUACAGUCGCCACCGCAACACCGAACAAAAUGAAUCAACGCACCACGUGCACUUCCAUCGCCGAGGACUCCGAUUCCACCAAUAAUUCUCUGGCGUCGAGCAGCGGUAUCGGUGGCAGCAGGGAUUGCUCCGGAGCCGGCGUCGAGGAGGAAAACAUGCUAACGAGUUUCGAGGGCAUUUUACUCAACGGAGCGAGCUGCACGCCGGCGGACAACAACAUGGACAUGGACGCGCAGGACGACGGUUCGUCCAAGGACUCGUCGAGCGUGAGCUCGAAAGAGAAGUCGCUGCAGAGCAUGAUGCUGGUGGAUCUGCUUGAGAGGAAGGUCGACAAGGAACCGAUUCUGAACGGCGUGCUCGGCAAGAACUCGAUCAACGAGAAGGAAAUGGACCUUGUGGAAAAUCACAUUAAGAAAGUGCUGAAAGAUUCACCGAGCGACCUGAAGAUAAAACCUGAGAUAGAUAGCGGUAAUGUGAUACAAAAUGAGGGUAACAACGUUAUACAGAACGAGGACACUCUGAUCGAAGCGCCGAGAGGAAUCAAAAGAUCAGCUAGCGAAUCGGACGAGCUUGAGAUCAAAAAACCGAAGUAUUCGAAUGGCACGAUAUCGCCGGAUCCGGCGGUAGACUCGACAACAGCCGAAUCUACAGUAUCGAGUAUAAAGUCUGAGGAACAAGACGACGACAAGGAUAGCGAGAAAGCGACUGUUUCCUCCAGUGCGGCGAAUCUUUAUGCCGCCUUAGCCGCAGAUUGCAUAGAGGAUGAAACGGAUCUGGAGGAGCCAGUGUCCGUCAACAAGGACAUGAUAAAGGAAGAACCGGCUCCGGUGAUAGCACCGCAAGUGGUAACGACGCCGACGGUACCAGCACCGGCGGUAGCGGCAACGACAGUGGCGGCGGCACCUCUUCCUCCUCCCCUUCAUGUGAAAACGUCGGACGGAACGUCAGUUCUCGUAAAAGACGAUCCGCCGGCUCUGCACAUUAAGGAAGAACCACACAUAUUCAUCAAUCAGAUCACCCAGAUGUCCCAACAGGCGCAGCCGCAUCAGCAACAGCAACAACAGCUCAUAGUGGCUGCACCCAGGCAGAUAGUGGUGCAGCAGGCGAUCCCCUCGAAUAAUCAAAUGGUUAUUCCCACCACCGCGGUGAAAGGCAGACCGCCUCCGCCACAGCCGCAGGUGUUGCUACAACAGAGCCCAAGUGGACAGUUGCAGUACGUGGUGUCGGGAGGUGUGCCCGGUCAAAAUUACGUUCUGGCGCAACCGCAGACCGCUCUGGUACAAGGUCAGGCGCAGACUGUUCUCGUGGCGCAGACGACGCAGCAACAAGGAACCGGCACCAAGACGAUCAUCAUAUUACAGCCGCAAGCUGCCGCGCAGGCUGCUCCGCAGAAGAUGGUGGCGAUGACGCCGCAGGGACAGCAAGUGGUCGUGACUCAGGUACCGCGUCCGAUUCUGCAAAGCCCGGCGCUGGGCAAUAUACCGCCACCCCUCGUUCCUACGUCCGCGACCAUGUCGCAAACUUCCAUCAUAGUCAACAGUUCGGUAACGCAAACCAACCCGAACACUGUGACUGUUACGAUCCCGGCGAUAGCCCAGCAGACUCCGGUGUCCACCAGCGUGCCGUCCAGGGUAGUGACACCCACUCCGGCAUCCACACCGCCACCCACGAGGCCGACGACACCUCAUCAGGCAGCGGCUACCCAUGGCGUGACCGUGGUCAAGCCGCCGCCCGUUACGAAGAUCGUGAAGACGGUAAGCUCGUCGACGUCCACCGAACCGGAGUCAAAACCUUCCACUAGCCAACAACUGCAGCAGUCGUCGCAGUCGUUGCAAGAAAACAAAACUAUCACGAUCAAAAUCGACCCCAACGCUUAUCUGUGCGAGUGGCGGGGCUGUCUCAGACAAUUUAAAACACCGCACGAGGUCUAUCUACAUGUCUGUGAGGCCCAUUGUCCGACCGGUGGUGAGGAGAUACUGUGUCUAUGGGGAAGUUGUGACGCGCUCAAGAGACGCAGGUUUUCGUUAAUGACCCAUCUAUACGAUAGACACUGUAACGCGGAUACUAUGACAAUGCGGAGGAAACAGUUGACAGUGACGGGGAAAACCGAGGUGGCCACGUCUACACCUCCGACUCCACAUCAUCCUGGAUACGCACCCAACGCCGCACUCCACGCGAUCAAACGACACGCUCUGGAGUUUGUUAAUCCUAAAGAGCUAAUGCAGCAAAGGCCGACCAAGCCCGCUGCAGCCACCUCAAGCUCUUCUUCCCCAAGACCUGGGCAAAAUUCUCCACCGGAACAGGAUGACAACGAAGGUCCAGUGACCAAAAGUAUUCGCCUAACGGCAGCUCUCAUUCUCAGAAACCUAGUCAUAUACUCAACGCACGGUAGACGGCACCUUAGGGCGUACGAGCCCCACUUGGCAGGCGUGGCGUUAAGCAACGUCGAAUCAUCAAGAACGAUCGCACAAGUCCUGUACGAUAUGAACGACCAGAGUAGCAAUAGCCAUCAUAGGUGACCUCUUGAAACAGGCCUCUAAAACGCUCUUUUAACCUUGUGAGCAGCGAUCAAUUUACAUCCAUCUCGAGCUACUUGUAUUACGAUGCGAGGAGGGAACACACCGUGUUUUACGUGAAUUAUAAUAACGAAGUCCGUUAUUUACUCGCUGUGCUGCUGGUGCGUGUGCAUGAGUUGUGCGCGCAUACGCGCGUUAGUGUACGUGUCCAUACGAUUUGAGAAAGAUAUUAACGACGGUAUCGGAGAUAAAUGUUCCAUAUAUAGAAAAAAAAAAAAGAGGCCUAUAAACUUACUAGGCAAAUCACUUUGCCAAUUUAGAUUAUAACAUAAACUGUAAUUAUAGUGAAAACACGAGACAAAGACAGUAGUUGAAAUGAUAAACGGAAUGGUGAUUACAAGAGAGAAAGAGAAAAAAAUAGAGAAAGAAGCGCGUGUAUAUGUAAAUGAAAAUGAUGAAAAUAUGU